CACAUAAACAUAUCAUGUUAUCAUGUUGUUUUUGAUCCGAGGAGUGAACAAUGGUCGGACAGAAUAGUUCGCGUUUGAAGACGUUGCAUUUGGUUUAAAAACGGCUACGACAGCAAUCGACAGAUUCGUAAUAUUCCGCGAGAACAUUAUAUUUAAUAUAUUAUUAUACGUAUAUUUAUUAUUGUUUUUUUUUAUCGUUUUAAACGUGUUGUAUAUUUUACUCUAAUAUGGUAUUACAUACUCAAAAUACUACUCCGUAGAACCCAUUUGGACGUUUUCCGGUUCGUAGACGUUUUUCGUUUUAGUCUCGGCGGCGAUUUUCAGAAAAUUCCGUUUCAAGUCAUCAAUUCUUGCGUAUAACCAAAGUUUUUAUUUUCCACAAUGAAAUUGAAUUCACGACACGUGUCUCAGAGGUGGGUGAUGGCUGUGAUGGGGAUGAUGGGCGUCACGAUGGCGUACGUGAUGCGGGCCUGCUUGGGAAUUACGCUCACACAAAUGGUCAAGCCCGUGGUGGUGGCGGACGGGGGUGCGAAAUCCGUUCGGCACGACUACUGUCCAAUGCAAAAGUCGUCAUCGCGUGGUCACCCCAAGUCCAACAGGACAUUAAUAGUGGAUGAUGAGUUCCAGCAUCGGUUCGAUUGGGACGAGAAGACGCAGGGUGAGAUCCUGUCGUCGUUCUACUAUGGUUACAUACUCACGCACUUACCCGGCGGCGUAUUAUCCCAGAGGUUCGGUGGCAAGCACACGAUGGGAAUAGGAAUACUGUCCACCGCAAUCUUCACGUUAAUGACUCCAUACGUAGCGAACAUGGGUCCGAGGCCACUGACAAUUCUUCGGUUCGUCGAAGGACUCGGAGAAGGAACUACUUACCCGGCUCUCUACACGCUCCUGGCACAGUGGGCCCCGCCUGAAGAAAAGGGAAAACUCUCCACAGUAGUGUUUGCAGGUGCGCAAAUAGGUAAUAUUUUCUCAAACUGCUUGAGUGGUUUUAUCAUACAAUACAUACCCGGUGGUUGGCCGAACGUCUUUUACUUUUUCGGCAUAACCUCGUUGAUUUGGUUUGUGCUCUGGUGCAUGUUCGUUUACAACGACCCAAAAUCCCAUCCGUUCAUAUCAGACAUGGAGCGCGACUAUUUAAAACAGUCAAUUGGAAGCCUAGAAAGGAAAAAGGAUUUGCCCCCUACGCCAUGGAAGUCCAUAUUAACGUCAUGGCAAAUAUGGGCACUGAUUUUUAUUGAAGUAGGACAUGACUGGGGUGCUUUUACGAUUAUCAGCGAUCUCCCAAAAUAUAUGAGUGACGUCUUACAUUUUUCCAUUAGUGAAAACGGUUUAUUAUCGUCCUUUCCAUUCAUCGCCCAAUGGGUUACAUCGAUUUUAGCUAGCAUUUUGGCUGACUGGCUGAUAAGCAAGCGAAUAAUGAGUGUCACUGCGGUCAGAAAAAAUUUUGCCAUAAUAGGAAAUGUCGGGCCUGGUAUUGGUGUAAUGUGUGCUUCGUUUGUCGGAUGUGACAAAAUGAUAGCAACUCUAUGUUUUACUUUGGGUAUGGCACUAAUGGGAUUCUGUUAUCCCAGCAUCCGUGUCAAUUCACUCGACUUGUCACCCAAUUAUUCUUCUACUAUAAUGGCAUUAGUCAACGGUAUUGGUUGUUUAUCAGGAAUGGCUACUCCUUACAUCGCCGGAAUUCUGACACCAAAUAGAACGGUUUUAGAGUGGCGGCUUGUAUUUUGGAUUAUGAUGAUAGUAAUGACAUCAUCAUCUGUGUUGUAUGGGCUAUUUGGGUCCGGUGAGUUACAACCAUGGGACGACUUAGAACAACAUUAUCUAAAAGAAAAGGAAAAAUCAGAAAAGGGAUUACCUAUGGAUGAAAGUUUAAGUAUAAUUCAUUCAAAAUCCAUAGAAGAUGGAAAGUCGUUAAAUAAAUUAGAAUCCUGACUAAUUAGACUAACAAACUUAUCCUACAAUUAUGAAAAAGGUAGUGGUUUGUGUUGUUUUUGUGUUUUAUUGAUUUUACUGAUGGUUUUGUGAUUAAAAUCAAUUUUCUGAUCUUUUUGUGUAAUGUGUACUGGAGUGUCCCAUAUACUACUAUUAAUAAUAGAAAUAAAAAUGAUUUCUUUCAAGAUAUAAAAAGGUGAGCAAGUGGGUGUCGCUCUGCUGUACAGUAGAUUACAAGUGGGUCACUGUAAUGGAUGGUGUUAAAUUUGAAUUCAAUAAUAUUAUAUCAUUGUAUAAGAAAAACGAUUCUGAGCAAAGACGGUCAGUAAGCCUAUGAUAUUACUAAGUAUUUUUAUAAGCAUUUAUAAAGUUCAAUUUUUGACAAAAUUUAUGAAAUGCUCAAUUUUCAUAACUAAGGAUUGAAAAUUUAAACCUAGCCUAAAUAGAUUAUAUAUAAAUUACUUUUUUCACAAUAAUAUCAUCUAUAUAUACUUAGUAAUAUAAUAAUUUACUGACCGUCUUCGCUCAGAAUCGUUUUUCUUAUACAAUGGUAUAUCAUUGAAUUCAAAUAUCCAUUACAUGACCCACUUGUAACCUACUGUACAGCAGAGUGACACCCACUUACUCACCUUUUUAUAUCUUGAUAGAAAUCAUUUGUUUUUAUUUCUAUUAUUAAUAGACAAUAGUAGUACCUAUAUAGGACACUCCAGUACAUAUUACACAAAAAGAUCAGAAAAUUAAUUUUAAACACAAAAACAUCACAAACCUCUACAUUUUCAUAAUUAAAUCACAAUAAGAUCACAAAUCAUUAAUUUCCAUAAUAAAAAACAAAAAAAUCACAAAAUGUCAUUGUCUUAUAAAUUGAAACGGCAGCGGCGGCGCUUUUCAGUAAGUGUAGCCCAAACUAGUCGCUGGAAGUGUGGUGCAAAGGUCAUACAGUUGGCUACGACGCGUGCAGUUACCAGUUCGAAUCCGGCUCAGUGCAAAAAAUUUUAUUUAUUAUUAUAUUAUUUAUAUUAUUUUACAAUUUCUACUUUUUGUUCUUAAAUAAAAGAUUAUUAUCAGAAUAUUUGAUUUUUAAUUAAGAUCAUAAAAUAAUUGUUGUGACAA
Messenger RNA from Metopolophium dirhodum (rose-grain aphid), 3042 nucleotides. RefSeq names its product putative inorganic phosphate cotransporter. The record is from RefSeq and is a predicted model, not a curated record. Bases 382 to 1932 code for a protein of 516 amino acids. The transcript has 8 exons. NCBI's taxonomy places the organism in Eukaryota, Metazoa, Arthropoda, Insecta, Hemiptera, Aphididae. Gene Ontology annotation, molecular function: transmembrane transporter activity. Gene Ontology annotation, cellular component: membrane. Gene Ontology annotation, biological process: monoatomic anion transport; transmembrane transport.